Phalacrocorax carbo (great cormorant) is the source of this 7424-nucleotide messenger RNA. The record is from RefSeq and is a predicted model, not a curated record. Lineage: Eukaryota; Metazoa; Chordata; Aves; Suliformes; Phalacrocoracidae.
GUACACAGCAGCAGCAACAGUGUGGUGCUCUGGGUCUCCAGCUCUGCCUGGCAGACAAAUCUCCAGCUCGCUGAACAUCUGCAAGACAAAAUUUUCAUGUUCUUCUGUAAAUGAAUGCUGCCUAACUGCACCAGGAAAAUGGGCACAGGGGACUAUCUCUGCAUUGCUAUGAGCGGAGGGGCGCCUUGGGGCUUUAGAUUGCAAGGUGGCAAGGAGCAAAAGCAGCCUUUGCAAAUCGCCAAGGUUCGCAGCAAGAGCAAAGCAGCUAAGGCUGGACUGUGUGAGGGAGAUGAGGUGGUGUCUAUCAAUGGCAAGCCUUGUGGAGACUUAACCUAUGCUGAAGUUAUCAUUCUAAUGGAAAGCCUGACUGACGUCCUGCAGAUGCUUAUCAAGAGAUCCUCCAAUGGAAUAAAUGAAACCUUGAGCGCUGAAAGAGAAAAUGGAAGGCACGAUAACAUAAAAAAUGAGAACUAUAGGGAGAGUACUACACUGCAAAUUAACACAGCGAAAGAGAUACCCCAUGGAGAUCUAUGCAUCACAGAGAUAUACAGUGAGACUCACCAGGGAGCAGGAGAAAGUAACACACACUUUUCUGAAACGAAACAAGAGACCAUACAAAGCCACAGAAUUACUCCUAAAGUGAUAGGCAGCUCCAAAGUGCUCGAGACAGACGAGGCUGCUUUCAGAGGGAAGACAGAAGAAAGAAGGCCAGGUACUAUGGUUGAGCUGCAGCUGUCCCUCUCAAAUGAUGCGCACAAGAGCACCAAUGCUCCUACUGUGACUCUCUUAGGGGCAGAAAAAUGCACCCCUUCGGGAAGAGGACCCAGUGUACAACAGGACGGAACUAGCCCUGUAAUCGCAAUUCCCCUGGGCGUGAAAGAGGGCAACAUCCAGUGGUCAAGCAAAGUAGUCCAGUUUUCUAGUGGCAAAGAGGUCAAGAGGAUCCAGAGUGCAGCUCCAUCUCUCCCCAGGGUGGAGGUGAUCCUAGACUGUUCGGACAGGGAGAAGGAAGCACCCAGGUCUCUAGCUGAAAGGGGGUGUGUUGAUUCUCAAGAGGAAGGAGGGCAGUCAGAAGCACCUCCUUCCCUCCUCUCCUUUGCAAUCUCAUCAGAAGGCACAGAGCAGGGAGAAGACGACCAGCACUCGGAAAGGGAUCACAGACCUCUCAAGCACAGGGCGAGGCACGCAAGGCUCCGGCGAAGUGAGAGUCUGUCAGAGAAGCAGGUCAAAGAAGCCAAAUCUAAAUGUAAAAGUAUUGCGUUGCUGCUGACAGCAGCUCCCAAUCCCAAUUCCAAGGGGGUGUUGAUGUUCAAAAAGCGUCGUCAAAGGGCAAGGAAAUAUACUUUAGUUAGCUACGGUACUGGGGAGUUAGAACGUGACGAAGACGAGGGUGAAGAAGGUGAAGGUGAAGAGGGGGACAAAGAAAACACUUUUGAAGUGAGUUUGCUUGCAACGAGCGAGUCAGAAAUAGAUGAAGAUUUCUUCUCUGACAUUGACAACGACGGUAAGAUUGUGACAUUUGACUGGGACAGUGGUCUACCUGAGGUUGAAAAGAAAACAAAAAGUGGAGACGAGAUGCAGACGCUUCCAGAAAGCACAGGUAAAGGGGCCCUCAUGUUUGCCAAGAGGCGGCAGAGGAUGGAUCAGAUUACAGCAGAGCAAGAGGAGAUGAAGGCACGCACAGUGCAUACAGAGGAACGAAGGGAAGCCGUGUCAGAGAACUUCCAGAAAGUAAGCUCUUCAGUCUAUCAAACAAAAGAGGAAGAAAUAUCAAGACAGCAGACCUGUGUGAGCAAAAGCUACACAGACAUGAGCCAGAAUCAUAGCAAGACUGUACAGCAAAAUGGCUUUGGCUUAGCACCAGACACAAACCUCUCCUUUCAGUCCUCUGUAGCUCAAAAAGCGGCACCAUUGAAUAAAACAGCUAAACCCUUCCCUUCUGGGGUUCAAAACCGAGCAGCUGCACCAUUUUCACCCACAAGAAAUGUCACUAGUCCUCUUUCAGAUAUACCAGCACCACCUCCUUACUGCUCUAUUAGCCCAUCACCUGAGGCUUUAUACAGACCUGUUUCAGCUCCUGCAGCCAGCAGAGCUGCCCCAAAUGUGUGGUCAUUCACUGAGCCAACAGAACGCAUAGCAUCCAGAGAUGAAAGGAUUGCGGUGCCAGCCAAAAGAACCGGGAUACUGCAAGAGGCAAAGAGAAGAAGCACUUCAAAACCUAUGUUCACUUUCAAAGAAGCACCCAAAGUAAGUCCUAAUCCUGCCCUGUUGUCCCUUGUACACAAUGCAGAGGGCAAAAAAGGUACUGGAGCUGGUUUUGAGUCAGGACCUGAAGAAGACUACCUCAGUUUGGGAGCAGAAGCUUGCAAUUUCAUGCAGACUCAAGCAUCUAAACAGAAGGCCCCUCCUCCUGUUGCUCCAAAGCCUUCACUCAAGGUCUCUCCUACUGCUGGUACUCCGGUUUCACCAGUUUGGUCACCUCCAGCUGCGGCUUCUAAUAAGCCUCCUUCUUUCCCAGCACCAGCCUCACCUCAGGCAGCAUAUCCUGCACCACUCAAAUCCCCACAGUAUCCUCAUUCUCCUGCCCAUCCUCCAAGUACUCUCAACCUAGCUGGUCCUUUCAAAGGGCCUCAGGCAACCCUAGCGAGUCCAAACCACACACCCAAGACAACACCAGUCACACCAAGUGCUGGAGGAACAAAGCCACCCUUUGAGAUGCCACCAGCUAUGAGUGGGAAAGGAGCACAGUUAUUUGCCAGAAGGCACUCUCGAAUGGAGAAGUAUGUGGUAGAUUCAGAGACUGUGCAGGCAAACAUGGCACGAGCCUCAUCUCCAACUCCAUCUUUACCAGCUUCUUGGAAAUACUCAUCUAACGUCCGAGCACCUCCACCUGUUGCUUAUAAUCCCAUCCACUCCCCGUCUUAUCCUCCUGCUGCUACCAAGUCCUCCUCUAAGUCCACGGCUGCUACCAAAAACACAAAAAGAAAACCUAAGAAAGUUCUCAAUGCUUUGGAUAUUAUGAAACAUCAACCUUAUCAACUCGAUGCAUCUUUAUUUACUUUUCAACCUCCUAGUACUAAGGAAAGCCUUGCUAUUAAGCAGACAUCGAAGGUGUACACUUCAAAGCAAGCUCUACCUUUAAGACCACCUAGCGCUGGCUCCCCUACUAAUGCCCGGGCGUCUUCAGUGUACUCCGUGCCAGCCUACAGUUCACAACCUUCGUUCCAGUCAAAUGCCUCUAUCCCAGUAAAUGAAUCAUAUUCACCUACAGGCUACUCUGCAUUUUCUAAGCCAGAAACCACCACAUCCUCCUUGUUUACUGCUCCGAGGCCAAAAUUUUCAGCAAAGAAAGCUGGCGUCACUGCACAGGAAAGAAGCAGUGGACGCUCAUUAUCACUUCCUGGGAGACCUUCUUCAUUCAUUUCUCGAGCCAUGUCUCCUACUUCUCCGCUUAUAUUUCAGCCUGCCCCUGAUUAUUUCAGCAAGCCAGACACAACAGCCGACAGGCCUGGCAAGAGACUGACUCCCUGGGAAGCAGCAGCAAGAUCCCCUCUUGGCCUAGUGGAUGAAGCUUUUGCGCCCCAAAGCAUGCAGGAAUCCAUUGCUGCUAACGUAGUAUCAGCAGCUCGCAGGAAAACACUUCCUGAGCCACCAGAUGAAUGGAAACAAAAAGUUUCUUAUGAGCCUCCAGCCCCCAGCAGUAGUGUAGCCUUAUUAGGAGGGAAGAAAUCGGGUAUUGUAUCACCCCCCAAAAGCUCCCUGUCUGCCCCAAGUGCCACCACGCAGGCUGGCUCUCAGCUGCAGUAUGCUUACUGCAGUCAACGAUCCAGAACAGACCCUGAUAUAAUGUCCAUGGAUUCCAGGUCUGACUAUUGCUUGUCAACAGCUGAUUCCAACUACAAUCCACAGCCAAGGGGAUGGAGGCGUCCAACAUGAGCAGCUGAAUAUUCUCCCUUCUUCCAGCUUUCCAAGCCUUAGAUUUGAGUUGGAGAAGGCAAGUUUCUUGUUGGCCUGACGAUCUCUGAACUAAAGAAAUGAGGAGGCAAAAUUGAACAGAGCACAGUUUUCACACAACUGCAGGGCUAGCAGCCUCUAGAAUAGACUCAGUUUUACACCUAACCUAAGACUGUUGUGUUCGUCAAAAAUACACAUUUCUUGGGGUGAGGGGUGGGAUGAAAGUGGAGCAACCGAUGUACUCGAUACAAAAAUCUAGAAAGGAUGUAGAUAGAGACAGUACAAGUGCUUGCAGUUAAGCUAAUGUGAAAAAAAAAGUAAAAUAAGGGCAUUUUAAAAGCAAGAAGUAUUUUACAGGUUCUUGUAGGUUCGCUGGGUGUGUCUGACAUCUGAGUUCCAAGGUACUAGAUAAAACCAGACUUGGGAAAAUUCCAGUGGAAGUGGAAUACUUGGAAGCACUGGCUUAUCUGCCAUAUACUUUCUUUACUGCAUUUUUUAUGUGAGCAAAGGAAGUAAAUCAAUGAAUAUUUUUACUGUGGCAACAGUUAAAAUACAUCUGCGAUCAUGGUACCUGAAUCCUUACGACAUGUAGAUAUAUGCAGUCUUAAGCAGUCAUCCAUUUCAGAUGGAUUUCAAGACAGUUUCGAUGAAGUUUUACAUAUUGUAAUUAAUCAAAUAAUCUGAACACAACAGAAAGAAAUGUGUUAUUAAUAGAGAUCAGUACCAUGAUACUUGAACAACAAACAGGAUGAGGAAAGUCUUCAAAGUAUAUUUAAACUGGAUUGCAAGUUAAGUUUAUAAUAAACUAUCAAACAAGUCAGAGGCUGAACAGCCUUUAUUUCUCUGUGAAAUGCACUACUUGCUGAACAUUUACUGCUACAGUGUCUGGUAAUCUGACUGGCUGGGCAGUUAUUCUUAGUAUCUAGGUAGCUCAAUGUUUAGAAAGCUUUUGAAUUGUAUUCUCAGUUUGGAAGACAUAGAUAAGUUGAUUAUCAAGAACAAUAUCUGUUCUACAUAGAAACUGGUAUGUGAAAGAGGGUUUAUGAGAUGUGUUACAUGGUGUGAGUCUAGCACAAACAGCAAAAUUUGGAUGGUUGGUUACAAUUAAACUGUCUUGAUUGGUCUGAAGAGACGGUAAAUAAUUUUUGCUGGUGAUACAUAUCCUGCAUUUAUAGCUUAUUUAAACAAUAGAAAUAUGUGGCUAAAAAUAUAUGUAUUCCAAGCUUAUUGGGUAGUUUAGAUGUUGCUAAAGUAUUAAAUGAAUACCCCAAGUUUUACAAAGUGCCCUGCAUCCUCCUCAUUUCGUGGGGCAUUCUUCAAGGAUCUGUCAAGCGCAGUCAGCUAAAAUUACUGCAGAAGCACUGUUAACUAUCCUUAGCUUCAAUAAGGUGUAGGCUGUGAGUAAAGUGGUUAGAUCAGAAAGGACUAAGACAUAUACACAGUAAGAAAGAAUAUAUUAUAAAAUAUUCCCUUCUGCAAAGAAUUUCCCAUUAUAGCAAUUAUAAAAUAUAACUGGUAUAACGGAAAGAGGAAAAUUAAGCCCAAGCUCAGUUGAGCUGAACUUCCCAUAAGAACAAAUAAUUACAUGAAAAAUAUACCCUUAAUGAGUUUAAGUUGGCAGUAAUUCUCUAGUCAAACAGAAGUCUCCCUGAAAUCAGCUGAUCCUUUUGAUCAAGCAGGAAAUGAAGUCAUGGGACCUGUAAACCUUUAAACUAGGAUCAUAUUGCUGUAUCACCUUAGAAAUUUAUUUCACAAGUUAUGAAUUUGCAAAGAAAAGAUAAUUUAGAAAAAUUACAUGAACAAGGCUGCCACAGUAUGCCUGAAAAUGAGCUUUGCACCUCAGAGUCAUACCUGUACAUAAUUGGAGUAAAUUUUUCUGCCACACAGGCAAAAAUGCAUUUUUUUCAUGCAGAGUCCCUGAACUUACGGUCCAUAUUACCAUAAUAAAACAAUUCCCUGUACCCAAGUCAAGUUCAGGUUUCUGUUGUGAACUAUAUCCUUUACAUUGUUAAACUGGAAACCAGAUUAAUGUGUUUGCAGUAAGGGAUUUUUUUACCCGAUACAAUUAUUUUAAUUGUCAGAAUCAGAUGCUUAACUUCUGAAUUCUCAUUGAAACUAAUGUUGUGAAUUCUAAGGUCACACAUCUACCACAAGGAAAUGUGUGCUUAAUUUUAAGGUACAUGCAAUUAAAAGUUCCCAAAAGUAUUUUUAAAUUUUGGUGUUACAAAAAAGGUUAUGGUACAAAGUGAUGUUAAAAAGCAUUUAAUGCUGUGAUCACAAAGCAAUUCAGAAAAACAUACUCCAGGAUCAAGCUCUAACACCCACCCCCCCAAAUAUGCAACAAACAUGUAAGAAUGGCAGAAUCAGAACAUUUCAGACAGCAUCACUGACUUUCAGUCAAUGUCCCAAGAAAAACAAAGUGUAGCCUUAUAAUUUCCUGCUAUUCACAAGAAGGAAUUCAUUAAGUACUUCUGUGAACAUGAAAAUUACUGACGUUGGGCUUCAUGUGGCUUCGUAUCUUACCAUAGAUUAACUUGGGUGUUUAACAUAAUCUACAACAGGUUUUUUUUUCCCCUCCUGCUGAGGAUUUAGUAGCUCUCUUUCCCAUAUGGAUUCUCUCAUAUCUAAUAAGGAAUGAGUUCAUACUGCAGCAUUUCCCUCAAUAGCAACACUGGUAAGUGUAUCCGCCCUCCGCCCAGCCAUCUAUUUUUACAAAGUCUGUGGGCAAUGGAUUGUCUUUGAGAUCUAUUCCGCUGCCACACAGAAAUGAAACAAAUAAACAUUUUCAAAGUUAUUAAUGGGAGGACAGACAAACACAGAGGCAUGCAGACAGAUCACAUAGCCCUGUUUACAAAGGAAAUCAGGCUAAAACCAGAUUGAGACAAUGGACUGACUUCAAUGGAAGCAGCAGGCCCAGACUACUAAAUCAAGUAUUAAUGCAUACAGAGCUUUAUGAAGAACCACACGGCAUUUCUCACUUUCUGUUCUUCGCCCCGUUCCUCUACUAGCAAAGCAUCUUUCUAUCAAAUAGUUGUGACUUGUGCGUGAGUUCUGAAUAUAUUAAUGCAAGUAUUCCUUACCUUUGUUUUUGAAUGCACAGAUCUGCUCAGUGAGGAAAAAAUUCUCUUGGUAUUUUACAUAGGUUGGUUUUGUGUUCACCCUCAGAGGUGUCUCUGUUAAUAUGCAGGGUAUUUGAAUACACAAUACAGCUGAAAAUUUAGUUUCUUUAGUUAUGUUAGAUGAUGAUGUUCACAACUCUCAUUCAUAAUUUGUUUUCAUUUUGGUUUGCUUUAACACAACCAAAUAUCUAUUCACAUUGCAUUUCUGCCUAGUAGCAAAAGACUAUAUUAUCUUUAUAAAAGGCUUUUCACUUCCAAAGACUUUUUGUUCACUGCAAAGGACACUUUAUUUGAGAGUGCAUGCCAGAGAUGUAAAUUGUAUCAUUUAAUAAAGUGAUUUGACCAAUCGGA